CUUAUCCAGGCAUUACCAGAAAUGAUUUCCUCAAGUGCAUAUGGGUCCAAUUCUUGGGACCUGGUGGUGAUAGUCGAUCAUCAGUAUGAAGCCGUGCAAAAGGAAUUUACACUACAGGUCUCAGGGGAUCUUCAUAUUGGAGGAGUGAUGCUGAAAUUAGUAGAACGAAUUAAAAUAUCACAGGAUUGGUCAGAUUAUGCUCUUUGGUGGGAGCAGAGAAAAUGUUGGCUUCUGAAAACCCACUGGACACUGGAUAAAUGUGGGGUGCAGGCAGAUGCUAAGCUGUUCUUCACUACUCAGCACAAAAUGCUGCGGCUUCGCUUGCCAAACAUGAAGACCGUGAGACUGAAAGUCAGCUUCUCUUCUGUAGUAUUCAAAGCUGUCAGUGACAUCUGCAAAAUUCUCAAUAUCAGACGGUCAGAAGAACUCUCUUUGUUGAGGCAAUCAGAAGAAGUCCUUAAAAAGAAAAAGAAAAAAGACAAGAAUGGCAAAGAACCAGUUACAGAAGAUAUUUUAAACUUGUGCAACUCUCCAGUGACUUCUGGAUUGCCAGCAAGUCCAGGUUUAUACAGUAGAACCAUGACACCUACUUACGAUCCUGUCAGUGGGACACCAGCUUCUUCCACAAUGACUUGGUUCAGCGACAGUCCCCUGACUGAGCAGAACUGCAGCGUCCUCGCCUUCAGUCAUCUCAACUGUUCUCCCGAAACACUAGCAGAGAUGUAUCAGCCUCGGACUUUAGCUGACAAAGCAAAACUUAAUGCAGGUUGGCUAGAUUCAUCUCGAUCACUAAUGGAACAAGGCAUUUUGGAGGAUGAUCAACUUCUUUUACGCUUUAAAUAUUACACUUUCUUUGAUUUGAAUCCAAAAUAUGAUGCAGUGCGAAUAAACCAGAUAUAUGAACAAGCCCGCUGGGCCAUCCUUUUGGAAGAAAUUGACUGCACAGAGGAAGAGAUGCUGAUCUUCGCUGCACUACAGUACCAUGUAAGCAAAUUAUCAUUGUCAUCGGAGGCACAAAAUUUCACCUGUGAAUCAGAAGUAGAUGAAGUAGAAGCUGCACUUUCUAAUCUGGAAGUGACAUUACAAGGUGGAAAAGCAAGUAAUAUUUUGGAGGACAUCACAGACAUCCCGAAACUUGCUGAUAAUCUCAGGCUAGUUAGGCCCAAGAGGCUGUCACUGAAAUCCCUCAAGCAAUACUGGUUUGUUUUUAAAGACACUUCAAUAUCUUAUUUUAAAAAUGAGGAAUCUGGGCAGGGAGAACCUAUUGAGAAACUAAACCUAAAAGGAUGUGAAGUUGUACCAGACGUAAAUGUUGCAGGGAAGAAGUUUGGAAUCAAAUUACUAAUUCCUGUUGCUGAUGGCAUGAAUGAAGUAUAUUUAAGAUGUGAUAACGAGAAUCAAUAUGCCCACUGGAUGGCUGCUUGCAACUUAGCUUCAAAGGGCAAAACAAUGGCUGAUAGCUCUUACCGUCCUGAGGUCCACAAGAUCCUUUCGUUUUUGAACUUGAAGAACUGGACAGUGUCUGCUCAGGUUGUCUCCGACCCAGAAGGCAUGGACAUGAAACCAGAAUGCUUUGUGUCACUACGUUAUACAAAAAAAUAUAAGCCCAAGCAGUUGGCUGCUCGUAUUAUGGAAGCCCACCAAAACGUAGCCCAGAUGUCCCUAGUGGAGGCCAAGCUGCGUUUCAUUCAAACAUGGCAGUCCCUCCCCGAGUUUGGCUUAUCCUACUACAUUGUAAGGUUUAAAGGAAGCAAGAAGGAUGACCUGCUUGGAGUGUCCUAUAACAGGCUCAUACGGAUAGAUGCAGCCACGGGAGACCCUAUCACAACAUGGAGGUUCUCCAACAUGAAGCAAUGGAAUGUGAACUGGGAAAUACGCCAGGUUACGAUUGAGUUUGAUCAGAAUAUGUAUAUUGCUUUCACAUGUCUGAGUGCAGACUGCAAAAUCAUCCAUGAGUAUAUUGGGGGCUACAUCUUCUUGUCAACCCGCUCCAAAGGCCAAAAUGAAGCAUUGGAUGAAGAUCUGUUCCAUAAAUUAACUGGAGGUCAGGAAUAAGGUGAAGGAAGCCCUUCCUCUUUCCCCCAGCUAAAAGGACCAGAGAUUAAACAGGACUCAUGGUUAACUGCUGGCUAAUAAAUAUACUGUAUGCUACAGUCCUGCAAUAUGACUGAACUAGUUCCAUCUUCUUCAUAAAAUAUUGAAGCCAAGGUCACUGGAUGGAGUAUGGCAGCUCCAUCAU
This is a messenger RNA of Tinamus guttatus (white-throated tinamou), 2239 nucleotides long. RefSeq names its product FERM domain containing kindlin 1 (gene FERMT1). Gene Ontology annotation, biological process: cell-matrix adhesion; integrin-mediated signaling pathway. Gene Ontology annotation, molecular function: integrin binding. The record is from RefSeq and is a predicted model, not a curated record. Lineage: Eukaryota; Metazoa; Chordata; Aves; Tinamiformes; Tinamidae. Gene Ontology annotation, cellular component: focal adhesion.